Pocillopora verrucosa is the source of this 2905-nucleotide messenger RNA. The record is from RefSeq and is a predicted model, not a curated record. Lineage: Eukaryota; Metazoa; Cnidaria; Anthozoa; Scleractinia; Pocilloporidae.
GUAUAGGUUGCCAGUAAUCUGAUCCUUGCGAGUAUGUUUGCCCCUAGGCGAUCCCAAAAAUCUGUGCGCAAACACAAGGAUCCGAUUAGUGGCAACUCAUCAUCACCCUGUUACACUUUCCCACCGACGCAGCACCAAAGUUUUUAUAGAAACUUACUCUCAUUCAUAAUUAUGCGUGCAAUCAAGUUUGUUUUAAAAUGUAGCCAGGUGUCAAUCUUCCGGGCCGUUCUGCCACACGAAUCGUUUUCAGUCACGUAGAUUAGCCGCGUUUGCGUGACUAAAGACAAGACGUCUCUUCCAGAAAUGGCGGAUUCUACUCGAUCGCUGCAUAUUUCGCUACCCACCCGAAAUACAGAAGAGUUCAACGCUUUCUUGGUUAAUAUUGCUGACGAAAUAACAGAAGAAGAUUUAGAGAAAAUGAUAUUUCUCUGUGACGGACAAAAAAACAAUAAUCAUUUGCCACGAGGAAAGCUCGUUGCUAUCAAAAAUCAAAUUGAGUUUUUGAGCUUCUUAUGCCAACACGGUAAAAUCAGCCUAGAAGAUGUGUCCUAUUUGGUAUGGCUUCUUAGAAACGUCGGACGUGCUGGGCUAGCCGCUUUGAUUGAGGAACAAGGUAUACCGUCGUCGCCGGGUGGUCAACCUCGAAAUCUGCCGUGUUUAACCAAGCACUUUGUUGGAAGAGACGCGGGCGUAGAUGAAAUCAUAAAGAAAGUGGAGACCUUUCGUAUGGUUGUUCUUCUUUCUAUCCCAGGAAUGGGGAAGACUGAAGUGGGAAUCCGUGUAAGUAACAUAUUAAAGCAGCAAAGAGUUGACCAGUUUGUAACACAUAUCCGAGUAGAGAGUCAUCAUCAGAAGCUCGUAGACAUCUGCAGUGAGAUUCUUGAUCGAUUAAGUAGUCGCACCUGGUCGUCAACCACUGAUUUUAAGUCUCUUGCGAAGCGUAAACUAUCGGAGCGAAAGAACCCAACUGUCAUUGUACUAGACAAUACAGAGAAUAUACAGGGCGAGGAAUUUGAUGAAUUCGCUAAAUGGCUCGUGAAAUCUGCCCCGAAUGUUAAGUUGAUAAUCACAACUCGAAAAGAUGUUGGAUUCAUUUCGGCAGACGUGUUUACGUUUCCUCUCAAACCUUUGGAUCUCGACUCGUCUGCUACACUGCUUCGGAGUCUUGUUGAUGACUGUGGUGAGGAACACUCCAAGGAACUUGCGAAAUUAUGUGGUGGAAUACCGCUCCUUCUUGUGACCUGUUCAGACUCGCUGAACAAUGGUUUUAGCCGCGAGCUGUUAAUCCAACAGCUCGGGAAUAAUCCCAUACUACUUUUCAGGAUCAGCGCGAACGAUGUUUAUAACACGCUGCAAUUAUUCUUUGACAGUUUUUCCGAUGAGGUAAAAACAAAUCUUGUCCUUUUUUCUGUUUUCCCAACCGCGUUCUCAGCUGUAGACAUCCAGUUUCUUUUUGAAGAUCCUUUACACUGUGAAACAGUGAAGACCAGGAUGGUCAAGUAUGCUCUUCUUCAGAAGGAUGCCGAUGGAGAGAUGAGGAUGCAUCCUUUGAUCCAAGACUUCUUCCGGACAGAGAAAGAGUCUCUAGGCAUGGAUGACCUGUGGCGCGGCACUCAGCGUAAAUUUAACCACCAUUACCUUGGCCUUCUGAGAAGCUUGAGCAAAGAGUUUAUUAGCAAAAAUUCAGCUUCGGUUGCGAUCCGUAAGUUUCGACUGCAGAAAGCCAACAUCAUGGAAGCGCUAAAGAAUUGUCUCGAAGACUCUAGCGAUUUAAAUGACAAACAUUUCGUUUUAGACGUCGUCAACAGUACAGAAGUACUGGAUUUUGUGGCAAAAGUUCUAAUACCCCCUAAAGAGUGCACAGCACUGUACCAGAAAUGCUGUGAUAUUGCUGAAGCGUCCGGCGAUAAGAAGAGGCAUGCUGAGAGCUUGAAUUCACUGGGAUUCCGUCUUCUCUGUGACGUGUCUCACAGCAAAGACAGCCCUGAGGAAAACCUAGCCAUACUUGCAAAGUUUCAGGAAGCAUAUGAAAUGCGCAGGACAUUACCAGAGGAGGAACAAAAGUCCCAAACGCAUGCGCACACCGCUAGUAAGCUCGGAGUAUGUUUUGUUUUGCAGGGACAUGAAAAAAAAGGACGAGAGCUCAUACAGGAAGGAAUUUCAAUAAGAGAUUCUUUAGGCGACCGUUUGUAUGUUGCUGCUGGAAACUGUGACCUUGGAAACUCUUAUCGAUUGUGUGGUGAUCAUCAAAAAGCAAUCGAAAUUUGGAAAGAGAACACUCUGCCAGUUUACAAAGAGCAGCUUGGUAACCACCCCUGGACAGCUUCAAUUUUGUCCUGCAUCGCUGACUCGUACAAGGCCCUUGCGGCUGGAAGCUCUGAGCGAGGUAUCAUCGACCAGGCCGAGAUGUACUACAGGGAAGCUCAAGGGCUACGAGAGAGGCUGUUGGGUCAUCAUCAGGAUACAGCUCGUUCGUGCGUUCAGCUUAGCGAUGUCUUAGUCCUUCAAGGACAAUUCGAUGAGGCUUUGAAGGAGCUCAAUAAGGCCUUUGAAAUUCAAAAGGAUAUUUUGGGUCCUGACCACAAGAUCACGAAGAACACUGUGAGCAAAAUGAGUGUCGUGAUGGACAAACGAGGAUAAAAUCCUCGUUAAUUGCAUAUUCUCAAAACCGAAACUCGAGGUAAAACUCUUGGGUCUUGGUGAACAGACUGAAGCAUGAUUACAAAACUUAGGCCAACUACAUGGUAUCUCAUUAGUGUUGCAAAGAAAUUGUUAAAUUCAUUAGCAUAAUAUAAAAAUCAAGUUUUUGCCUUGUUUUGUCAUUGUUACGUACGGUUUUUACAGUUUGGUUCAUCCCCAUCGUUUGUAUUGUGUUUCGGUAUUGACAUGCCACAGAAUUAAAGUG